CGACUCUAAGGUGAGGGGCCUGAAGAGCCACGUGGUCUCAAGGAUUCCUCAACCUCGAUUCCCAGAGGACGAUGCAAAGAGGUCCAGGUACACCUGCACAUGCAGUGGGUUGUGUUACAGAAGAACUCUGAGCUUUCACACUGGAGAGUGAGUAUGCUUGCUGUAGAAAGAGACACCACCUCCAUCUUCCAAGGCUAGCCAUGGGAAGCAAGAAGAAGGAAAUUGCCCUGCAGGUUAACAUCAGCACCCAGGAGCUUUGGGAGGAAAUGCUCAGUUCCAAAGGACUAACUGUUGUUGAUGUCUAUCAAGGCUGGUGUGGGCCCUGCAAACCCGUGGUGAGCCUCUUCCAGAAGAUGAGGAUGGAGGUUGGCCUGGACCUUCUGCAUUUUGCAUUAGCAGAAGCAGAUUGUCUUGAUGUCCUUGAAAAGUACCGAGGGAGGUGUGAGCCGAACUUUCUGUUUUAUGCAGGGGGAGAACUGGUGGCGGUGGUGAGAGGAGCCAACGCCCCGCUGCUGCAGAAAACCAUCCGAGAGCAGCUGGAGGCUGAGAAGAAGGUGCUGGCCGAAGGCCGCGAGCGAAAAGUGAUUAGAGACGAGGCUCUGUCUGAUGAAGACGGAUGCCUCUCCCAUGACAAGGACAAUGGUGAAGAUGUGGACGUGGCUUCAUCAGGGAAGACCUGCACCUUGGCCAUCAUUAAGCCAGACGCAGUGGUCCACGGAAAGACUGAUGAGAUUAUUAUGAAGAUCCACGAAGCCGGUUUUGACAUUUUAGCAAAUGAAGAGAGAACCAUGACAGAGGCAGAAAUGCAACUUUUCUAUCAACACAAAGCUGGGGAGGAGGCAUUUGAGAAGCUGGUACAUCACAUGUGCAGUGGACCGAGCCACCUCCUGAUCCUCACCAGGCCUGAGGGCCCGGAGGACGUGACCGCUGCCUGGCGAACGCUCAUGGGGCCCUGUGACCCUGAUGUGGCAAGGAGGGAGCAGCCUGACAGUCUCCGUGCUCAGUUCGGCACAGAAAUGCCCUUUAACGCAGUCCACGGAAGCCAGGAGAGAGACGCCGCCAGCCGGGAACUGGCAUUGCUCUUCCCCACAUUUAAGUUUGCAGAUGAAGUUCUAGAAGCCUCUCUGGGCCACGGGGCUGAAGGAGCGGCGGGUCCCACCGAGGCACGUCGAUUCCCUGAGGACAUGGACUGAGAGGCUGGGUUGCUCUUCCGGAGCAUGUGACCAGGGGCAAGGCCACGAGAUGAAAUGUCAGUGCACUCGAAUCAGCUGCACAUAGGAAAGCUCCAGAAUCGGAACUUACUCUUUUCAGCACCAAUAUUUUUUUGGUUUAGCUAUGUCUCAUGAACAAUAAGAAUAGUAUAUACUUUCUUGCCUUAUUAAACAGUAUAUAGAAUAUAUAGUUUUUUGCUUUUGUUUUUUGCUACCUCUGGGAUUUUAUAAAAUAAAUGGAC
This is a messenger RNA of Mirounga angustirostris (Northern elephant seal), 1453 nucleotides long. RefSeq names its product NME/NM23 family member 9 (gene NME9). Gene Ontology annotation, biological process: CTP biosynthetic process; GTP biosynthetic process; UTP biosynthetic process. The record is from RefSeq and is a predicted model, not a curated record. The transcript has 13 exons. NCBI's taxonomy places the organism in Eukaryota, Metazoa, Chordata, Mammalia, Carnivora, Phocidae. Gene Ontology annotation, molecular function: nucleoside diphosphate kinase activity. The coding region runs from base 201 to 1193 and encodes 330 amino acids.